CAAAGUUUUCUGAAUAAGAAUUACAGAAUUUUGAUGCAAUUUUGUGGAAGACCACGUUCGAAAAAGACAUAUAAACACGGAUGGAAUGACUAUAAACAUUUUCUCUCUAAAAAUAAAAUCUCAAAUAUCAUGUAUCUGCGCAGUUCAUGGAGAGUGUGCUGGAAGUGGAGCUAUAUAUGAUAAGAGGGCUGGCUUGUUGAGCUCUGCUUACAUUCCUCGAAAGCCCUUCGCAGGCGAUGCAAUAGCCGGAUCGUCUGCCAAACGACGUGCACUUCUCGUGGAUACAAAGACCACCACAUUUCGUGCUCACAAUGCCUGUACGAAUAGCAGUUGUGGGAGCUGGCAUCAUUGGCCUGACAACAGCUGUAAAGGCAAUAGAGACGCUCCACGACGUUGACAUCACCAUACUGGCCGACAAAUUCACUCCAGAAACGACUGGGGAUGUGGCAGCUGGGUUUUUCAACCCCUACAUCAUUAAAGGGGUACCAGAGGAGAAAGUCAGAGAUUGGUGUGUUCAGACGUUUGACUUCUACCUUGAACUCUUGAGGGGAGACAGUGCUUGCGACUUGGGCCUGUGCCUGAUCCCCGCAUACUUAUUGGAAACUAAGUGGAUUCCCCGUCCACUGCAUGCCGAUGCAUUCUUACACUACCGUGACAUGACUACAAAGGAACUGCAAGCAUUUCCCAAUAAAUAUAGAUAUGGUGCUUUUGUCGUUUCUAUGAUCAUCGAGUGCAAACGAUUUCUGCCGUACCUCAUGCGGAGGUUCGAAAGAAAUGGUGGAAAACUGAAGUCCUAUAAGGUCCACAAUCUGGAAGAAUUGGCCUCAAAUUUUGACAUCGUCGUCAACUGUUCUGGUGUGGGAGCCAGUGCGAUAACUGCGGAUGACAUUCUCAAACCUGUCCGAGGUCAGACCAUUAGGGUGCAUGCUCCAUGGAUAAAGUAUGUCGUCGUUGGUGGCGAGGAUUUUCACGUCAUUCCAAACAUUGACAAUGUCAUGCUUGGCGGAACUAAAGAUGUUGGAAAUUGGUCACUGGUUCCUGAUCCAAAGAUUAGAGAUACUAUCUGGAACGGGUGUGUCGAGCUGAUUCCGAGCAUCAAGAAAGCAAAAAUCGUUGAAGAAAACGUUGGACUGCGUCCUGGACGAGACCCCGUUAGGAUCGAGAGAGAACAACGGAGUAUUCCAGGCCUACACAAAAAAUUACCAAUAAUCCACAAUUAUGGGCAUGGUGGUUCAGGCAUUACAGUCUGCUGGGGUUGUGCAGAUGAUGCACUAAAGCUUUUGAAGGGUGCUAUUGAAGAGAGGAAGUUCGCCGUGCAAAAGUCCCGCCUGUAGGACGAUACCACUGUUGUGCAGUUUUUUUGUGUGUGUUUUUUUUUUGUGUGUGUGUGUGUGUUUGUUACGAGAAUGUCCUCGGUAUCCCUUGUGGUAGUACAUUUUUACGCUCCUGUAGCGAAAGCGUGCUUUAUGUGCAUGUAUAAUGUGGAUUUCUAUCGCCGUGUAAAAAAUUACUCUGGCAUGGCCGACGUUGAAACCUUUGUUAAUGAUGCAUGUCUCUGUUCACCUUUGCUGUUGAAACUUUUUACACGCCUGACUUGUUUGCGUAGGUUAAGAAACAAUUGACAAAUGAUUUCAGAUAUAUGUUGUUAACAUCUUAUUCUGCCAUUUGCUUCAGCUGUCAGAGAAUGACCUGACAGGAAUGGACAUAUGUAACGGUAAAGAACAAAAAUCGCACGUUAUGACUCUAUAUUUUUAAACAGCAGCAACAUGAAUAUCACGACAGUCGGGUUUCAAGGAAAUGAACCGAACUUAAAUCAAAUACAGUUGUGUACUGUUGAUGUGGGAAAUAAGUAAAUAUGGCACUAUGUGAAUAACAGAAGCAUGUGCACUCAACACCCUCAACAAGA
Molecule: messenger RNA, 1906 nt
Organism: Ornithodoros turicata
Lineage: Eukaryota; Metazoa; Arthropoda; Arachnida; Ixodida; Argasidae
Product: D-amino-acid oxidase-like
Exons: 11
Coding region: 312-1334 (340 amino acids)
Biological process (GO): D-amino acid catabolic process
Cellular component (GO): cytoplasm
Molecular function (GO): D-amino-acid oxidase activity; FAD binding
Source: RefSeq, a predicted model, not a curated record